Messenger RNA from Linum trigynum, 1984 nucleotides. The record is from the annotation of a GenBank genome assembly. NCBI's taxonomy places the organism in Eukaryota, Viridiplantae, Streptophyta, Magnoliopsida, Malpighiales, Linaceae.
AUAAUUUUGGCUGUAUUCUGGGAAUUCUUCCGCUCGAUGCUGCCAUAUGAGCAAUCCCUUACAAGGUUCGACUCUGCAACAGGACUCUACUACGAUUGCUCUGCUCACAUGCUGUGGUGUGGAGAGGGAACUACACGACAACUCGAAAGUGCCCACACAGAGUUCCUCAGAGGAAUCUCCAACCCUCUUGGCAUAAAAGUGAGCGACAAGAUGGAGCCAAGCGAUCUGGUGAAACUAAUUGAGGUGUUAAACCCUGCCAACCUGCCGGGGAGAAUAACGAUCAUAAUCAGCAAAAUGGGUUCGGAGAGACUGAGAGUCAAGCUUCCGGAAUUGAUCAGAGCUGUUAAUGCCUCCAAACAAAUCGUGACAUGGGUCUGCGAUCCCAUGUAUGGACGAAACAUCAAAGCGUCAUGUAAACUGAAGACUCGUCCAUUUGAUCGUGUUUUGGCUGAAGUAGGUGCAUUUUUCGAUGUUCAUGACCAAGAAGGAAGCCAUCCAGGAGGAAUCCACCUCGAGAUGAUUGGCUCCCAACAUGUAACAGAAGAGUGGAUUGGAGGAUCUUGCACGGACACUUUAGACGAUUUCAGUUCUGGUUACCGUGCCCAUUGCGACCCUAGGCGUCUGAAUGCUUCUCAGUCUCUCGAGCUCGCUUUUAUUGUAGGAGAGCGACUCAAACAUAGGAGGUUUUGACCCUCCUCGAUGCUACGUAGAUGGUUAGCCACAUUGUCCGCAACGAGAUUUAUCUUUGUUUAUCAUUUUAUGAGGUAAUCUUUGUAUAUCAUUCUCCUAAAUUAUUAUUCUUCUUUAAAUUUAUAGUGUUUACCCUAUACUUAAGUUUAUUGAAUUUGUUUCACAAUUGAAAGAUUUGAUUUUUUUCAAAAAUUAUAAAAUCGCGCUGAGGUUGAAUCACCGGUACAAUACAAUUUCAAAAACUCUGAUUUUUUCCGAACUUUCUUCUUGAUAGCUCGCUUCCAACUUGAUUGUGCCACUGCCAAUACAUACGGGCUGGAUAAAAGUUAGGCCCGCGAGGAGUAGGUAAUGUUUUGAGCCCAAACAGAAGGCAACCCGAGCUUUGAAGCCUGGAUAAACUGCUUUGUGUAGGUCAGCUCUGCAGAAAGCUCAUUGAUUUCUUAGCGGACCCCAUUUUGUUGUUAUCAGAACUAGAUCGAACCGAACCGGCCGGACCUGACUAGGGUAUUAUAUGAAUGGUUCAACUAAAAUUUUAGUUAUAGUUCUAUAACAACUAAACAUUAAACCGUAAACUACUAACUUAUUGGUUUGAUUAUCCAGACCGAUUCAACAACACAAUCAUAGAAGAAACCAAUAAUGUGAACCCCAUCGCUCCAUAGUCCUCCCCGAAGGCGGAGACCCUACACCAGACGUGAAGGAAGCUACUACCAUAAUCCAACAGGGAUCAAUAAUGGAGACAGGAAAAAAUACAGGAUCUUCCAGUUGACAAUCUUGGUGUGUUUGGUCUGAUAGUGACUACCCAUGUUCCAGAUUUUGUGCUGUAAUUGCCAACCAAACAUUCCUUUAUUUAUUUUGUAAGAGAGGCAAGAUGUUAGCUUGAGGAGACUUUUGAUGUUGGUGAGUCUUGUUUGGUAAAGAAUGUGAACUAGCUUUGACCAAAUUCGAAAGGGUUUCAGAUGCCUUGAAGUCGCAUUGAACGAAAUUGCGUGUUUUAAUUCAAGACAAUAAUUUUUCAUCGUUAAGAAUCGUGUUCUUAAGUAGGUUGUGUAGGCAACAUAAUAGAGGAGUUUGCCACGUCGUUGGUACUAAGUCAAAUGCUUGAUGUCGAACACUAUAGUAUAGUAUGAACUUGGAACGGAACUGCAAAUUCAGCUAAAACAACUCUGAUCCCUUCACUAUAGUCACACCCAUGAUCAUUCAAGAACCUCUAAUGCAAGCAAAUUUCAGACACAUCACCGUAAAUCGUAAUCAACAAGAACCCUACUACAACGGCAAAUCAAUGUUGAUACCUCAA